UUUUGCUAGUUCGCGAUUAUUACUUGUACAAUAGAGUUCGACAUUGAUGCUAGUGAAUAGAAGUCAAGUUGUUCUCAUUUUAAUUACUUAACUCAGUUUUUUCAAAGCAGCGGCACAGUACUGACCAGUAUUAUGUCGUCACCAGUUUAUUGUAUUUUAUUGCAUUCACUAUUAUUGUCGGGUGUUUUCGGUCAUAUAAUUGGAAUAUCACCGCAGCCCUUCGAAAAGAAGUUGUUUAUAAGUCAGACUGUUGUAACUGAAACGGAGCAGUUUCCUGGUGGAGUGUUGGUGGAUGAGAAUGGGGUCAUUGAAGCAGUUCUCAAAAAGGAGGCAGUGAAUUUGUUACUGCGCUCCGAGAGGAGCAGUAACUGGAAGAUUAUAGAUGGCGGUUACUGGGCUCUCAUGGCCGGUGGGGUGGACUCGCAUGUGCACGUCAACGAGCCCGGCAGAUCCUCCUGGGAGGGUUAUGUCACAGCCACGCAAGCUGCUGCGGCUGGAGGAAUCACCACCAUCAUUGAUAUGCCUUUAAACUCAAUACCUCCUACAACAAGUCUUGAAAAUCUAAAGAUUAAAGCUAACAUGGCAAAAGAGGAGGUUUUCGUUGAUGUUGGAUUUUGGGGAGGAGUCGUACCCGGAAAUGAAGAAGAACUACAAGCUAUGGUGGAGGCUGGGGUGGUCGGCUUUAAAUGCUUUUUGAUAAACAGCGGUGUGUCUGAGUUUCCUUACGUUACUCCAGCAGAUUUGGAGAAAGCCUUUGUUUAUCUAAACGGCACUGGAACGGUUCUAGCUUUUCAUGCUGAGAUGCAAAUUGGCGAAGAGACCCCUGAAUGCGACGGUCCUGGAUGCCCAAAUCCAGAGUUGUACGAGACUUAUCUGGCAUCUCGACCUGACAUCAUGGAGAUUGAGGCAGCAUCUUUUAUAGCAUCUAAUUUAUAUAAGACUGAUGUUCACGUCCACGUUGUGCACGUAUCAUCUGCGGGCGUGGUGCCUGUUCUGGAGGCGGCUCGGGAAGAGAGGAUAAAGUCGGGGUACAUAGGAUGGCGCGGCGGAGUCACUGCGGAAACUUGUAACCACUACCUCACCCUCAGUUCUGAUCAGAUCCCGCCAGGACACACCGAGUUCAAGUGCGCUCCACCAAUUAGGAACAAUACGAAUAAACAAAAGUUAUGGGAGUACAUUAGGGACCAUAGGUUGGAUUUAGUUGCAUCUGACCACUCACCUAGUGUUGCUGAUCUUAAAGGUGCAAACUUCCUUAAGUCUUGGGGUGGCAUUUCAUCUGUACAAUUUGAUUUGUCGUUGUUUUGGACGCAAGCUAAAGCUCGAGGUCAUAGUCUUAACACCCUGAGCCACUAUUUAUCUGCUGGACCUGCUCGACUCUGUGGUCUGCAGGACAGGAAAGGAUCGCUGCGAUCCGGUCUUGACGCAGAUAUUAUUUUCUUCGAUCCGAAUGCGUCCUUCAUUGUCUCGCCCGAAGUCAUUCGAUACAAAAACAAGAUAAGUCCUUACAUGAACAGUGUUUUGUCGGGAAGAGUUAUGCAGACAUACGUAAGAGGUCAAUUGGUAUACUCAGGUGGCGAGCUUAUUGGAGAACCUAAGGGACAACUUUUGUUAAAUUAUGAUUAUUAACAAAAUAUUUAUUCAGUGCUAUCCAUUAACUUAAGGAAGUAUAAAAUAAAGACUUAAGAUAAUUCUCAA
This is a messenger RNA of Trichoplusia ni (cabbage looper), 1695 nucleotides long. RefSeq names its product allantoinase-like. Gene Ontology annotation, cellular component: cytoplasm. The record is from RefSeq and is a predicted model, not a curated record. Gene Ontology annotation, molecular function: cobalt ion binding; zinc ion binding; allantoinase activity. NCBI's taxonomy places the organism in Eukaryota, Metazoa, Arthropoda, Insecta, Lepidoptera, Noctuidae. The coding region runs from base 133 to 1626 and encodes 497 amino acids. Gene Ontology annotation, biological process: purine nucleobase catabolic process; allantoin catabolic process. The transcript is spliced from 11 exons.